Messenger RNA from Saccostrea echinata, 2735 nucleotides. Its product is annotated as dachshund homolog 1-like. The transcript is spliced from 10 exons. Bases 62 to 1690 code for a protein of 542 amino acids. The record is from RefSeq and is a predicted model, not a curated record. Lineage: Eukaryota; Metazoa; Mollusca; Bivalvia; Ostreida; Ostreidae.
UAUAAGAUUUAUAUAAUUGUGUAUACACGCGUUAUUGUGUUUUUAGGAUAAAGACUGCACAAUGAUGGAAUCACCUCUCUCACACAAACUAUCCCCACCACGGGCCCACACUAGUCCAGGACCCACCCCAGGGACCAUCAGCCUCACCCACGGGAUGAUCGCCACCGUUAACCAGCAUAACAGCCUACUGAGCAAACUACACAAACCAACGACAUAUAGUUCACCCCCACCCGUGGCCUGCAACCCCGACAAUAACGUCUGCAAAGUAAUAACAUACCGAGGGGAAAAAGUCGCUGCCUUUACCGUGAAUGGUGUGGAACUUAUUUGCCUCCCUCAGGCAUUUGAACUUUUUCUUAAACAUUUGGUUGGAGGUUUACACACGGUGUACACUAAACUGAAGCGACUGGACAUCACCCCGGUAGUAUGUAAUGUGGAGCAAGUCCGAAUCCUCCGGGGGCUAGGGGCCAUACAGCCAGGGGUCAACCGAUGUAAGCUCAUCUCUUGCAAAGAAUUCGAUGUACUCUACGACGACUGUACCAAUUCAAGUGCUCGUCCUGGGAGACCACCUAAAAGAAGUCCCUCUAUCCAUGCCAGUCCUGAAACUCUGGAGAAGCUAAAGAAAUGCAGAGUUGAUGGCGACUACCCUUUUGAUCCUCGAGCUCUUUAUGACAGAAAAGCUUUCUUGAAUGGAUUUCAUAAUCCAUAUGCCAUGGGACCACUUGCUCCUUUUAUGCCAAUUAACCCAGUGAACAUAAUGACCCCACCAGUUUCUAUGGCAAUGGCCUCUCACCUUGGACUGCGCCAUGAAGGUUCCAUAAUGAAAGACAGGACAAAUUCAGAGUCUGACCUCAUAUCACCAAGAUGUCGGGAUGAGCGCUUGGACAAUUCAUUAAAGAGUAGCCACAUUACAUCACCACAUUAUGAAUCUGACCGACUGCGAAGUUUGGACUAUGAUAAUAACAAACCUUUGAAUUUACAAGUGAAUGGCCAUGCCAAAGAUCUCUCGACUAAGUACCAUGGGAAAAGUGAGGACGAAGAGGAUGAUGAUAGACUUUCUGAUGAUCAUAAUGAUGAUUUGGAGGACAGCCUUGUGGGCAGCGAUUCCCUGAAUGGCAGCGACCUUGGGGACAAAGUGGCACCCCAGGUGUCCUCAUUCCAAGCCCAGCUCCAGAAUGGAGAAAUCCCGAACAUUUCCUCCAUAGAAACCCUCCUCCUGAAUAUUCAAGGACUCCUCAAAGUCGCUGCCGAAAAUGCCCGCCACCAUGAAAGACAACUCAGCAUUGAAAAGACUGAGCUUAAAAUGGAAUUACUCAGGGAGAAAGAAAUGAGAGAGGGAUUAGAGAAGCAACUCUCAGAAGAACACAAAAGCAAAGCCAUAUUAUUACGGCGCAUCAAGAAGGAAAAGAGAGCUCGUCGCAGACUACAGGAACAGGUUGGUGCGAAUCAGAGCGAGGAAAACAAAAGCAAUCUGAAUGAUGCGGCUAGUGUCACCAGCCAAGACUCAGAUAAAGUCACACCUGAAAUGCCAAACGAAAAGGAGACAGAAAAAGAGAAUAAUACUGAGUCAGAGAGAAGAAAUUCAGAUGUUUCACAGGACCGAGCGAGUCACCUGUUUGAGAAUUUCAUUAAUCAUAAUAACAACAACACCAGAUUUCCUUACCUGACCCCCCUCAAAGGAGAAGUCCAGUAAAAUCAACACCAGAUUUCCUUACCUGACCCCCCUCAAAGGAGAAGUCCAGUAAAGUCAACACCAGAUUUCCUUACCUGACCCCCCUCAAAGGAGAAGUCCAGUAAAGUCAACACCAGAUUUCCUUACCUGACCCCCCUCAAAGGAGAAGUCCAGUAAAGUCAACACCAGAUUUCCUUACAUGACCCCCCUCAAAGGAGAAGUCCAGUAAAAUCAACACUGAAUCUAUACCUUGCCCACCCUCAUAGUCAAGAUCUGUGUAGAUUACCACAAGUAUACCUACAAAAUGUUUUCAUUAACCUUAGACACAAAUGGCAUGUUGUAGAUCAUUAUGAAAUCCAUACUUCAUUAAAUACUCAUCAAUGUGAGGAGGACAUUACAUGUAACUAUACCGAGCAAUCAAAGCAGUGGGAGAGUUAGGGCUUGUGUUAGAGGACAAGUCCUUUGGUGAUGUACUGCUUAGCAAAGCUCAGCCAUUAUUUAUGCCAUGUCAUGGAACAGUGAAAAAUAGAGUAGUUUUUUUGUUGUUGUACAUAUAUUAUGAAGAAAAAGUACAUAUUAGUUUAAAUGAGCCCUCAUUUCAUAUGUGCAUUUUGUUGACGUUCAUGAAAUUGAGUUCCCUGUUUAAGGAUGGUUCUUUAUUCCUUUCUUAAACAAAAAAAAAAUGUUUUAUUUUAGAACUGUUUUGAAAUAUUAUGGUGCUUAAUAUGGUUUAGAUUUAUAGCAAUAUUUUACCACAAGAAAUAAAAAAAUUGUUUAAAGGUUUUACUGUAAUCAUAAUGUGAAAAAGUCCUUUUAGUUUUUGUCCUAGCUUGAUCAAUCAUUUCCUGAGAUGUUCAUUAUUGUCAUGAGAAGACAGUGCAAUAUGUGUGUCCUAUGUAUAGUUGUUUUAGGUGCUACAUCCAUUGUUAUAGAACAAUCCACAACAAGGAAACUCUCGCCUUUGUUGGUUUGAAUUUUGUAUAAUAGUCAUGUGUAACUGAAUAUGAUGACAUUCCUCAUUUUGUCAUGUGAAAAAAAAAUAAUAAAAGGUAUUAGCCCUACAAAA